Molecule: messenger RNA, 1196 nt
Organism: Solanum tuberosum (potato)
Lineage: Eukaryota; Viridiplantae; Streptophyta; Magnoliopsida; Solanales; Solanaceae
Product: cytochrome b561 and DOMON domain-containing protein At5g47530-like
Exons: 1
Coding region: 473-1039 (188 amino acids)
Source: RefSeq, a predicted model, not a curated record
AAUAAAUAUCUUAUCAGUUUGACUAUCAAUUUAGUGUGUUCACAAAUCAAAAAACAAUAAACGUUGUGUGUCAUAAGGAUGACAAAACCACUGCUUGACUUGGAACUUUUCUGCAAUGCGUAUGAUGGUUUAACAUACUUGAAGAGGUCCUAAGUCAACUAACUCAUAGUCAAGUCAAUGAGUGUACCCAUGCCUCAUACCUUCAAAAACUACAGAUAAGAAGCAUUCAAUUUACUUUGGAGGUAUCACUACCAGUAGGGGCCGCUCCGCUGACAUAAUAGACUUUAAAACCUCACCUUCCCUUUCGUAUAAAAUAACUAUUAACAUUCUUAUUCCUCAACUUGCAAAAAAGUAACAUCCUACAUUCUCAACUUGGUGUUGGAUCAGCUCAACAGUCGCGCAAUAGUCUUUUACAGUGUUUUUAUCAUUUCGUUCCAUUUUUGGCACAGGAAAAAAGAAUAUAUUUGUUCCCAUGGCGUCGAGCUCAACAUCAAAACUGUUAUUCUGCAUUCUUGCUUCAACUUUUCUUGUUACCUCAGCUCAAAACUGUUCAAACUACACUUUCCCAGCCAAUAGAACUUUCACCACUUGCAAAGUACUCCCCUUUUUAGAAGCAAACCUGCACUGGAACUACAAUUCAUCCAGCACAAAAGUUUCAAUUGCAUACAGAGCUAAACAAGAUUCUAAGGGGUGGGUAGCAUGGGCUAUCAACCCUACAAGACAAGGCAUGGUCGGAUCGCAAGCAUUAGUUGCUUUCCAUAACUCAACUGACAGCAUGAUAGCUUACACAACACAAAUAACAAGUUAUAGUCCAUCAUUGCAGAGAGCAAAUCUCAGCUUUCAAGUUUCAAAUAUAUCUGCAGAAUACUUGAACAAUGAGAUGAUUAUCUUUGCGACUAUAGGGCCACUGGGCAAUGGAACCACAGUAAAUCAUGUCUGGCAAGGUGGACUCUCAGUCUCGAACGACAUCCCUCAGAUGCAUCCAUUUUCAUCCCAACACCUUCAAUCAUUUGGACAAAUAGAUUUUCAGACAGUUUGAGAAUUCCAUGAGAAAAAUAGUCAUCUUAGUUUUUUGCAACUUAUCAAAUAAAUAAAUAGUCAUCUUUGGCUUUCAUCCAUUAUCCCAAAUCAGGUUUCCAAAAUGGCUAGAAUAUUACUGUAAAAUAGCUGUCUCUAUUUCCAGGCAAUAAAAAGUU